This is a messenger RNA of Penaeus indicus, 1158 nucleotides long. RefSeq names its product FK506-binding protein 4-like. Bases 1 to 918 code for a protein of 305 amino acids. The record is from RefSeq and is a predicted model, not a curated record. NCBI's taxonomy places the organism in Eukaryota, Metazoa, Arthropoda, Malacostraca, Decapoda, Penaeidae. The transcript is spliced from 4 exons.
AUGGCCGCCCUGCACGACUUCAAGGAGAUGAGCAUGGUGUUGAGGGCGCUCUCCGAGUGGAGGAGCGGCCAGGACACGGCGGGAGACGCGCGGGACGACCAAGGGGUAAGGCUGGAGGAAGAGCUCAAGGGGGAGGAGGAGUUCGAGGAAGAGCUCAAGGGGGAGGAGUUCGAGGAAGAGCUCAAGGGGGAGGAGUUCGAGGAAGAGCUCAAGGGGGAGGAGGAGUUCGAGGAAGAGCUCAAGGGGGAGGUGGAGUUCGAGGAAGAGCUCAAGGGGGAGGAGGAGCCCGGGGAAGAGCUCAAGGGGAAGGAGGAGCCCGGGGAACAGCUCAAGGAGGAGGUGGAGUUCGAGGAAGAGCUCAAGGAGGAGCCCGAGGAAGAGCAGGACCAGGAGGAAGCCAAAGGAGAAGAGGCGCAGAAAGUAAUUUGGGCAGAAGCCGGACCCGAGUGCGAGGAGGAUGUUCCCGACCAUAAGGGAACGACGGGACGGCAGUUGAGGAAAGAUGGUAUUGACGCUCUUUGUGCGGCGUUUGUUCGAGAAAGGAAGAUGGUCAAGAGGAAAGGAGGAACCAUCAGGAAGACGUCGGCGACCCUCCACGGCGUCCAGGUCGAGAGGAUUUCCCCUCAGAAAAGACGCUCGCCCUCGCAGCUCUACGGGGAGAAGGACAGAGAAAUAACGUCCAUUAAACUUGUCUUUGAGAGAAACAAAUGCACUCUCUACAAACUAGAAGCAGGAUUUUCAACCAAACUGGGAGGUUUCCGCGCUGACCACUUCACCAUCCUCAAGAACGGCUUCAAGAUGACCUUGGACACCGAAAUGACCCCGGAUAGCGUCGACAGGAGCGAGCGACCCGAAGAGGAGGCCGAAGAGGCGUCGGUGGUGAUUGUGACCCUUCCGCAGGAGCACCAGAAGGAGUAGAGGAACUUCGUGUCUAAGAUGUUCAAGUAAUUCGCUGAAAUUCUCACCUGAGGUUCUUCCGAAUCGUAUUUUUGUCACUCUGCUAGCACGGCUUUAUAUAAAUCAACCAUGUAUUUUAUUGUAUAAUGUAUUACUGUCCGUUGGCUGGAUUACCAUAUGAUUCUUAUUCUGCUUUAUAACAUUUUUCUUUAGUGUAUUGUAUAUUUUGUAUCCACUGUACAUUUUCUACAAAUAAAAUGA